AUGGGUCCACCAUCGAAACGCCGCAAAGUCGAAAACGAUGUCGAGAUUGUUUUUGAUCCCACCGAGCGGGAGAAAUACCUUACCGGAUUCCACAAACGGAAAGUGGAGCGAGCCACCAAAGCUAGGGAGAAGGCAAUCGAAAGAGAAAAGGAAGAGUUGAGGCAACAUCGGAGAGAGAUCCGUGAGGAGAGAAAACGGGCGUUAGUAGAGCACGUAAACACGGUUAAUACCCUCAUCCAUGGCGAAGAGCACGGGAAGAAUACCAAUGGAACGCUCGAAUCUGCCGACGAAGACACUGUUCCAGACAAAACCGGGAUUGUCGACAGUGCUCAAGCCGAAUACGAGGACGACGAUGAGAUCACAACAGUCACGGUGGAUCCCGUAAACGUAACCAGGGACGGGUUACUGAAGAUCGGAUCCGGAGAGGAGUCGGGGGAUGAAGUGGGAACUCAUCAGAAGGACGGUGAUGACGAGGACGGCGAUGGCAAGGAUGGCAAGGGUGGCAAGGAUGGCAAGGAUGGCAAGGACGUGGUCAAAGACCGUAAAAGGUCACGCUUUGCAAGAUCCAAGGGAAAGACGGGGGGUGGCGAUAAGAGUCUCAAGACGAGAAAGAAAAGGUUCCGAUACGAGAGCGUUGGCGAACGGGCACAUGGAAGGCGCAAAGAAAAGCAGAAGAAAUCUGAUCAUGCUAAGCAGAGACGAGGGAAGUAA
This is a messenger RNA of Eremomyces bilateralis CBS 781.70, 711 nucleotides long. RefSeq lists its product as uncharacterized. The record is from RefSeq and is a predicted model, not a curated record. The transcript has 2 exons. Gene Ontology annotation, molecular function: RNA binding. Gene Ontology annotation, cellular component: nucleolus. NCBI's taxonomy places the organism in Eukaryota, Fungi, Ascomycota, Dothideomycetes, Eremomycetales, Eremomycetaceae. Bases 1 to 711 code for a protein of 236 amino acids.